AUGGCCGACCAUCAUGCCGCCAACAUCAUCGAGUCGUCGGACGACAAGUCCAGCGGCGCCAGCCUCGAUGGUUCCAAGGGACAGCCCGAAAAGUUCAUGGCCCCGACCCACGCCUCUGGGGACCAGCAUGUUGGCGAGAUCAGCGAGAUCGAGGCCCAGGGCGUCGCUCACUUCAACCGUCUGGGCUGGAGGCGUCUGACUGUUGUUCUCAUUGUCGAAGCUAUUGCCCUCGGAAGUUUGAGUAUCCCCGGAGCCUUUGCUACCCUGGGUAUGGUUGCUGGUGUCAUCAUGUCUGUUGGCCUGGGAAUCGUUGCCAUCUACACCAGUUAUGUUGUCGGUCAGGUCAAGAUCAAGUUCCCCGAGGUCAAGCACUACGCCGAUGCCGGUAGACUGAUCGCGGGCCGCUUUGGCUACGAAUUGGUCGGUGCCAUGUUUGCUUUGCAACUCAUCUUCCUGGUGGGCUCGCACACCUUGACCGGAACCAUUGCUUUCCAGAACAUCACCGACAAUGGUGCAUGCUCCAUUGUGUUUGGUGUUGUUUCUGCCAUUAUUCUGCUCCUCCUGGCCGUGCCCCCCUCGUUUGCCGAGGUUGCCAUCUUGGGGUACAUUGACUUUGUGUCCAUCAUCGUCGCCAUUUUGAUCACCAUCAUUGCCACUGGAGUCCAGAGCUCUCAUGCCGAGGGUGGUCUGGCCGCUGUCAACUGGUCUGCAUGGCCCAAGGAGGGCCUUACCUUCUCUGAAGCGUUUGUCGCCGUUACCAACAUCAUCUUUGCCUACAGUUUCGCCGUAUGCCAGUUCUCUUUCAUGGACGAGAUGCACACACCCAAGGAUUACGUCAAGUCCAUCUGGACUCUUGGCCUGAUUGAAAUCUUCAUUUACACCGUGACGGGAGCUCUGAUCUACGCAUUCGUUGGCGCCGACGUCGAGUCUCCGGCUCUGCUGUCUGCCGGCUCUCUCAUGUCCAAGGUCGCUUUUGGAUUGGCAUUGCCCGUCAUCUUCAUCUCUGGAUCCAUCAACACGACCUGUGUUGCGCGCUACAUUCAUGGCCGUAUGUUCAAGAACUCGUAUAUUCGCUUCAUCAACACCAAGAUGGGCUGGAUCACUUGGCUUGGCCUCAUCACCGUGGUGACCAUCAUCGCAUGGAUCAUUGCAGAGGCCAUUCCCUUCUUUGACGAUCUUCUGUCCAUCUCCUCGGCACUCUUCGUUUCCGGCUUUACCUUUUACCUCCCCGCCAUUCUCUGGUUCCAGCACAUUCGGGAAGGAUCGGUCUUUGCUAGAGAGAACCUGCUCAAGACAUUUGCCAACGCUGCCUGCUUCCUCAUUGGUAUUGUCACCCUUGUAGGCGGUACAUACUCGGCCAUUGUCGAUAUCAGAGAGCAAUAUGCCGCUGGAACCGUGCGUGGAGCAUUCACUUGCUCGCCGCUAUAA
Pestalotiopsis fici W106-1 is the source of this 1428-nucleotide messenger RNA. Its product is annotated as N amino acid transport system protein. The transcript is spliced from 2 exons. Gene Ontology annotation, cellular component: vacuolar membrane. The coding region runs from base 1 to 1428 and encodes 475 amino acids. The record is from RefSeq and is a predicted model, not a curated record. NCBI's taxonomy places the organism in Eukaryota, Fungi, Ascomycota, Sordariomycetes, Amphisphaeriales, Sporocadaceae. Gene Ontology annotation, biological process: amino acid transmembrane transport. Gene Ontology annotation, molecular function: amino acid transmembrane transporter activity.